Callithrix jacchus (white-tufted-ear marmoset) is the source of this 2679-nucleotide messenger RNA. It is a transcript of the gene MEOX1, whose product is annotated as mesenchyme homeobox 1. Gene Ontology annotation, biological process: positive regulation of transcription by RNA polymerase II; somite development. Gene Ontology annotation, molecular function: DNA-binding transcription factor activity, RNA polymerase II-specific; RNA polymerase II cis-regulatory region sequence-specific DNA binding. Gene Ontology annotation, cellular component: nucleus. Lineage: Eukaryota; Metazoa; Chordata; Mammalia; Primates; Cebidae. The record is from RefSeq and is a predicted model, not a curated record.
CUUUAAAAGUCUCCAUCUGCAAAUCCCAUUAGAUGUGCAUAUAAGGUUUCUGAUGAUUAAUAGUUGCCUGCUAGCGUUUUGGUUGGAGGGGAUCUUUGUGUGCGGGUUAACCCCUCCCUCUCCUCUCUCACAUUUCACUUCAGAAAUUUGUCACUCUCUCCCCACCGCAGGAUUUAAAAGUGUGUCCCAGCAGCCCUGGUCCGGCCCUCUGCAGGCAUUUGCUCCGGGCUCCAGGACAAGCUCCUCAUCAGCUGGUGCGUCUGGGUUGGGACAGUGAAAAUGUUUAGUGUCAUUGGCGACAAAUACACGUACAGGGGACCCCAGUAGGCAGGCUGGUGCAUCGGAGGGGCAGGAGGAAGCCCGACAUAGGUGUGUGCACACGCAUAGGAGUAUCUGGCCACAUGUGUGUGUCCUUUAAAGAGAGACUUUGGUUUAGGUUUUUGUUUUCGGUCCUGGGGUAAAUUUUCUGCUAAACAUUUUUCCCUAUUUUUUUCUUUUGCAUUUAAAAAAAACUGAACGUAAAAAGUAUAGAGUCAAAUCUUUGAAAGGACUGAGGCGUGCCGCGGACAGCAGAUGGAUCCCGUGGCCAGCAGCUGCAUGAGGAGCCUCCAGCCCCCAGCCCCUGUCUGGGGCUGCCUUCGAAACCCCCACUCAGAAGGCAAUGGGGCCUCAGGGCUACCCCACUACCCGCCAACCCCGUUCUCCUUCCACCAGAAACCAGACUUCCCAGCGACAGCGACGGCAGCAUACCCCGACUUCUCGGCCUCCUGCCUGGCGGCCACCCCACACAGCCUGCCCCAGGAGGAGCACAUCUUCACUGAGCAGCACCCCGCUUUCCCACAGUCCCCCAACUGGCACUUCCCUGUCUCAGAGGCCCGGCGCAGGCCCAACUCAAGCCCGGCAGGGGGUUCCAAGGAAAUGGGGACCAGCAGCCUGGGCCUGGUGGACACCACAGGAGGCCCAGGCGAGGACUAUGGGGUGCUUGGGAGCACUGCCAAUGAGACAGAGAAGAAGUCAUCCAGGCGGAGAAAGGAGAGUUCAGGUCAAAGUGUGGUUCCAGAACCGAAGGAUGAAGUGGAAGCGUGUGAAGGGAGGUCAGCCCAUCUCCCCCAGUACGCAGGACCCUGAGGAUGGGGACUCUGCAGCCUCUCCAAGUUCAGAGUGAGAUUCUGCAUGGAGAAAAAAUGACUGAGGACUGAGCCCCUCUCCAGCUACCCCCACCCCAUUCCCACCUUCACCUUUACCUUCUUCCUUCCCCGCCAGGCAGCCUCUCCACAUCUUUCACUGACUCUUGGAUAUGAAACUGCCCAGCAUUCCUGGGAGUCUUCCAGGAAGUUCUGUCCAGCCUCUUAGCAGUCUCUUCCCUAGGGCCUUUACUUCCCACACUCUCAUGGAAUCAGACAGCAAUCCUACCGGGCCGGAUGAAUCUGAGAACAGCUUCAAGGACACUGCUUCUUAGGGUCUCUUGACUGCCACCCACACCUCCUCCUACCACGGUUCUCCUGUGUCAGCCAGGCUUCCUCCUGGUCUGGACACCACCUGGCCUGGUGGGAGAGGAGCUUUGGAACCAGCUGGUGACUCGGAAAGUAAAUGCUUUAGAAGGAAGGAAAUGACGGAGACACACACGCCCUGACCCGCCUUUCCUCUGUGGGCUGUACAUCUAAGGCUCUGGGGCCCCUUAGUUGUCCCUGAACCCCAAGAAAAAUCAGAACGAGGAGAGUCAAGGACAGCAACUCAGCUGCUGCACGCCAGAGACCUAUCCCUGCCUCCAAACUUGUUGGCUAAGUGGGGACACUUCUGAGCACUGACUAGAGAAGACAGCAAAAUAGCCUGAUGUAGGUUACUGUGUCCCCAUACAGGCCCAUCCACACAGUCUUGACUGGGUGGACAAAGAAUGAACCCAUGAUAGCACCUGCUCCUUCAAAAUAAAAAUCAAUUUAGGGAUUCAGCAGGGGCUGUUAAGCAGUGUCCAGAGGAAAGGAGCAGCUACUCCUUUUAAAUCCAGAAUUUCUGGACUGAAAACCUCUCCAGAUGCCCAGUUGUUGAGCUGAACUACUAGGAGCUGGAAACAACGUAGGGGCCGAAAAGUGUUCCCUAUAUUCUGGAGGGGGUUGGGAAAUAAUAAUGAGGGCUGCCAGGUGAGGGCCUGGAGACGUGGAACCCUCGCGUGGAAGGUUCUCCAGCUAAGUGUCUGCAAAGGGGACAAAAAAAUCCCUCUUCCUCCAUGGGAUGGAUUUAAGUUCUCCCUGUGUGUUCUACACAUGCUAUAAUUGUGGGAGGAAAUGCUAGGUUUUUGUGUAUGGACUGCUCAGACCUCAGCCAGGUCUUCUGGGAUGCCACUUGAUGACUGAUGGCCAAAUAGCCUGGGGGACUGACCCCCUGGCCUGCCUCAGAGUUCUGUCUCCCAACACCAGCUGGUGUUGCAGAGGGAGGUCAAAGAAAGUUUUGAUCUCUUGUAUACAGAUUUAAUCAUUCACAUGUAAAAAUAACCCCACCUCCCCACCCCAAAGAGGAUGAAAGCUGUGGAAAAUGAUCGCCAAAUGAGAUGGCUGGUUAGAGGAUGAUUUUUUUUCUAAAGCAUACUUCAUAUAUUUUCUUAAGAUUACAUCAAGCUAAUUGUGCAAGGUCAAUUCGCUUUGUAAGAAAACUCUUGAAGAAAUAAAAUCAAUAAAAAGCAAA